CCUUAAUCCCGAGCCAUGUGAACCCCUAAAGAUGAGUUCAGCAUUGCACAACUUUUAAACACCUGCACAGAUAACCACAGUUCAAGCCUGAGCAAUUUUGAAAACUUAUUUACAGAAAGCAGAUUUUAAGGUUUAUUAAGUURUUACCUGCACUAAUUUGUUUUAUUAUUUUAAAAUCUACAUCAAUGCAGGAAGUCUCUGCAGUCGACAAGUCAACAAUCGAGAAUUCAAAUUUYAAUGCGAGCAGGAUGACCAGAUUUAUUGUGCAUGGAUUUGUAGACAAUGGAGAAGAAAACUGGCUGUCAGACAUGUGCAAGAGGAUGCUCACUGUGGAAGAUGUGAACUGCAUCUGUGUGAACUGGAAGAGAGGGGCAAGGUGUCAGUACACUCAGGCGUCCAACAACAUCCGUGUCGUGGGUGCUGAAAUCGCUUAUUUUGUGGAUGUUCUCAUGGAUGACUAUGGAUACUCCCCAGCUGACGUGCACAUCAUCGGGCACAGCCUGGGAGCGCACGCUGCGGGCGAGGCUGGCCGGAGGCGCCCUGGCAUCGGCCGGAUCACCGGACUGGACCCUGCACAGCCUUAUUUCCAAGGCACUCCAAUUGAAGUCAGGCUGGAUAAAUCAGAUGCAGACUUUGUUGACAUUAUCCACACAGACUCAGCUCCCACGAUCCCCAAUUUGGGUUUUGGCAUAAGCCCAGCCAUAGGACACGUUGACUUUUAUCCAAAUGGGGGAGAGCAGAUGCCYGGCUGUGGGAAGAACCCCGUGUCCCAGAUCGUGGAUCUCGAUGGCAUCUGGGAAGGAACCCGGGAUUUCGUGGCUUGCAAUCAUUUGAGGAGUUACAAGUAUUACUCGGACAGUAUUAUCUACCCYGACGGAUUUUUAGGUUAUCCUUGUGCUUCAUAUGAUCUUUUUCAAGCAGGAAACUGUUUCCCAUGCCCAGCAGGGGGAUGCCCAAAUAUGGGUCACUACGCAGACAAAUACAAGGAUCAGUUUAAAAAGGGUUUCCUGAAACUUUACCUGAAUACUGGAGAGGCCAGGGAUUUUCCUCUCUGGAGGUACAAAGUGACAGUGACYCUCUCUGGAAAGAAGAAAGUAAAGGGAUAUGUAAACGUUGCCCUCUAUGGCAGCAAUGGGAACACAAAGCAGUUCCAGAUCACCAAGGGUACCCUCAAACCAGACAACACUUACACAGCCUACAUCGAUGCAGAAGUUAAUGUAGGAAAAGUUACGAAGGUUAAAUUUCUUUGGAACAACAACUGGAUAAACCCAACUUUACCUAAACUGGGAGCUGCAACCAUCACGGUAGAAGYUGGACAAAAUAGAACAGAGUACCGUUUCUGUGGUUCUGGGACCGUGAGGGAGGAUGUUCUGCAAACCCUGACUGCCUGCUAACAGCACAUUUGGAUACCCAAAACCUUUCUAACAAUAA
This is a messenger RNA of Malurus melanocephalus (red-backed fairy wren), 1431 nucleotides long. RefSeq names its product pancreatic triacylglycerol lipase-like. The record is from RefSeq and is a predicted model, not a curated record. Bases 186 to 1394 code for a protein of 402 amino acids. The transcript is spliced from 10 exons. Gene Ontology annotation, biological process: lipid metabolic process. Lineage: Eukaryota; Metazoa; Chordata; Aves; Passeriformes; Maluridae. Gene Ontology annotation, molecular function: protein binding; triacylglycerol lipase activity.